Messenger RNA from Sorghum bicolor (sorghum), 964 nucleotides. RefSeq lists its product as uncharacterized. Lineage: Eukaryota; Viridiplantae; Streptophyta; Magnoliopsida; Poales; Poaceae. The record is from RefSeq and is a predicted model, not a curated record. The transcript has a single exon. The coding region runs from base 303 to 599 and encodes 98 amino acids.
UCGUAGUGAUCGAGACCGCCGUUGUGCUGUCCGUCUCCUGCCGUAUCUGCACAAGCUCGCCAUUAUGUUAUGCUGAGCCCGUACACACAGAAACCCCAGCUCCGUACGGCAUCCGCGCCUGUAUGCAUGCACAGUCAUAUAUAGGCGGUGCACCGGCCGCGCGGACGACGGCACCAAGCGGAAAAGCUCCCACAAGCUAGCCGUGCUAGAGAAGGGAGAGCGAGCGAGGGAUCGAGGCCGGCCGUGUGCUUGGUGCGGCGCCGGCGCAGCCCCCCCCCCCGCGCGCGCGUGUACAUACAUACAUGGCCGGGCUGCAGCGGUCGAGCGAGACGUACCGGCGGUCGGGGUCGUCGGGGACGGUGUGGGAGAACAAGCACCAGCCAUCGGCGUCGGGCGAGCUCACCGCCAGGCCGGCGCGGCCCAAGGACGCGCGGCCGCAGCAGCGGAGCGGCGGCCACGGCGGGUACACGACCGGCCACGUGCAGCCGGCGCUGGACCCGCCGUCCCCGCGCGUCGCCGCCUGCGGUUUCUGCAGCUUCUUCGGCAAGGACAAGCAGCAGCCGCCCCGCCGCGCCACCGGCAAGCGCCGGCGCCGCUGACGAACGAGUUCCGCGCGCGCCCGGCGGGGCGGGCGGGCGUCCAAGCGCUCUCUCUCGUCAUGCACGCUGUACUCUUGUUAGCUACUAUGUACUAGUAUUUUCUUGCUGCUGCUAGCUCCGGUCUUGUCGUGAUAGCAACUUAGAAAAUACAUGCUAACAUGCAUCAUCAGAGGUCACAGAAUACUGAAAACUUGUGUUCAUGUUCAUACGAAAUGGACCGCAUUGCGCACCCUUCUUCCCUUUUUUUUCUCUCGUGGCAUAAUACAAAUAUACAAUGGAUUGUACCUUUUGAUUCAAUCACAGCAAAUCGAUCGCCUAGUCGCGUAUAUGCUGAAGGAUUCUGAACAUUCUAGAUUGCAACUUUC